AUGGACAGCCUUGCCUGUCAUAUCAUUUAUGUCAACCGCAGCGUUGGGGAGGCCCGGCUGCUGCGCGCCUUAUCCGACGAUCUCGCGGCCUCGCCGACCGACGGUUCCCCCGAUUGGCAGCACGAUCGCGUUCGAGAACUCGUCCAGCCUCUCCUAGACGCUUUUGGCGAUGUUCACGUCUGUUCCACCGGCGCCGCCUGCAUGGCCAAGCUUAUGCAACUCCACGAAGCCGGUUCCAUGAUCGAUAUGACACCCGCCAUUGUUCUUCUAGACACACCCCACGACGAAUGGAUACCCGAAUCAUACUCCUUACAAAACGCCUCCUCCUCCGACCCCAACCUGGUAAACCGCGACGCCGAGAUUCACACGCCUGACGAGAACUUGUACGGCUUGGCACUGCUUCAGAGGCUCAUCACUGAAGCCCACCUGCGAAGCAUCUCCAAGCUUGUCGUCCCCAUUCCCGUCAUCAGCUACCCAGAGUCCCGCGAACAAAUGACCGACGGCACAGCCGAGCUCUUGUCAACCGCUGCCGGCACUCUGGCCGCCAGCCGCAAGCUCAUGAGGAGAUGCUUGGACCUUGGUGCGGUCGACGUGAUUGUCGCCCCCCUGGGCCCCAAGUGUAUCGCAACGCUGGAAAUAUGCGCUUAUAAGGCCCAUAGGGAUGCUGCUAGGGACCAGCAGGCCAUGAUGGAGAUCACAAAGGGGCGGAAGCGCUCCUGGGUCGGCAUCAAUGACCAGAAGCCCUAUGCCUAUCUGCGAGAGGCAAUGGUCUCUGGACUGAUGAAGGGAAUCUGCCGCCUUUCCUCUGAAGACGACCAUAUCGCCGGUGCGCAUAUUGCCGUUUCUUCCGAACGCCAGGCUGUCAUCACCGAGGCCGUAGGCCGCUGGCAUUUCGAUGCCCAUGAGUUUUCCGACGAUGAGCUGCUGGUCGCAGCUCUGCAGAUGUUCCGACACGCAUUGACCUCACCGGAACUUGAGAAGUGGCGGAUACCAGCAGACCAACUCAUUAGCUUCCUUGUCGCAUGCCGGGCUGCAUAUAAUAGCUUUGUUCCCUAUCAUAAUUUCCGUCACGUGGUGGACGUUCUUCAGGCGACAUUCAAUUUCCUCGUCCAUAUUGGCUCGUUCCCUCCUUAUCCGACUUGGUCUCAACCAUUGCCGAAAGUGAUCAGGUCGCCAAUCGCGGCACUGGUCAGCCCCUACGAAGCAUUGACUCUUCUCAUCACUGCUAUUGGCCACGACGUCGGCCACCCUGGAGUCAACAACGGCUUUCUAACAACAUUGAAUGCUCCGCUAGCCCAGCUCUACAAUGACCGAUCCGUCCUGGAAUCUUUCCACUGUGCUGCGUAUUCGCAGAUUCUUCGCAGAUAUUGGCCCGCGGUGUUCGAAGACAGAAAGAUGCGUGGCCUGAUGAUCAGUUCCAUAUUGGCGACAGACAUGGGCGUUCAUUUUGACUACAUGAAAAAGCUGGGCACUCUCAAGGAGAAGUUGGAGGCUGAUAGAAAUUUUGACAAGUGGAACGGCCGCCAACUUGAAGAGACCAAGGUUCUCGCGUGUGCGCUACUUAUCAAGUGCGCAGACAUUAGCAACGUGGCACGUCGUCACUCGACCGCGCUGAAAUGGAUGCAUAUGCUCUCAGAGGAGUUUUCCCGGCAAGCUUCGAUGGAAGAUGAGCUCGAAAUCAGGUCAUCCCUAAUGGCAGCACCGAAGAAGGACAUUCUUUCCCUCUCCAACGCCCAGCUCGGAUUCAUGAAUAUGUUUGCUAUACCGCUGUUUCAGGGUGUGGCUGAGAUAAUGCCAGGCAUGGAAUACACCGUAGGCGAGCUCCAUGCUAACAUAAAACUCUUCGAAAUCAAAGUGCAAGAAGAACAGGCAAAAGAAUCACAAGUGAGGACCAGGACUAGGAGCUCCACUGUUGAAAACGACAACGAGAUUAAGAAUAUCGAGAUUUCGCCCGCACCGAGCCCUUCUACGGCUAAAUCUGGUCACGAUCCUCAUACCCCGAUUGAACAUCAUGAUGUCAACGGGGUGACUUUUGGCCCCCCUUCCUCCUUUGACGCCAUUCGAGACGAUCCAUUCUCUUGCCACCGACCCGACGAGCCAAUAGAAAGUAGAAUGGUGUCUCCGAAACACCGGACAAGCGAUACUCCCGAGGGUAGCUUAUCCACCGGGUACCAUGCCGAUUGGACCUCACAGGCCGCGAGCACGGCUACCGGCAAAAUGACGCUAUCACCAAGCACGCAGGGUACCAGCAUAGUUAGCAACGAAGCCGGAGACCGCAACCUGGGCAUUCCUGCGUAUAACAUGUCGCCGCUUAGCCUUAAGGGAUCUCCGGCAUCGCCACACCGGGACCGCGAUCAGGAACGCGAUCGGGAUACCUCGCAAGCGGACGAAGACUCGCCCUUCGGAGGCAGUAUCGGUAGAGCUGAAGGCAAGGCGCUUAAGAAGAGACCAAGUAGGUUUAGGAUGAAGGACUUUCCCUUCUUUAAGAGGAGCAAAGGAUCGAGCCCCCCCUUUCCCACCGCAGACACAUCAGGAUGA
This is a messenger RNA of Trichoderma gamsii, 2538 nucleotides long. RefSeq lists its product as hypothetical. Gene Ontology annotation, biological process: signal transduction. Gene Ontology annotation, molecular function: 3',5'-cyclic-nucleotide phosphodiesterase activity. The coding region runs from base 1 to 2538 and encodes 845 amino acids. Lineage: Eukaryota; Fungi; Ascomycota; Sordariomycetes; Hypocreales; Hypocreaceae. The transcript is spliced from 4 exons. The record is from RefSeq and is a predicted model, not a curated record.